Apis mellifera (honey bee) is the source of this 703-nucleotide messenger RNA. It is a transcript of the gene Obp5, whose product is annotated as odorant binding protein 5. Gene Ontology annotation, molecular function: odorant binding; dibutyl phthalate binding. The record is from RefSeq and is marked provisional. Gene Ontology annotation, cellular component: extracellular region. Gene Ontology annotation, biological process: olfactory behavior; sensory perception of smell. NCBI's taxonomy places the organism in Eukaryota, Metazoa, Arthropoda, Insecta, Hymenoptera, Apidae.
UAACGUUUCAUUUGUUAAGUUUAUUAAGAAUUCGAAUAUGCACGUAAAGUCGGUACUUUUAUUAAUAACGAUUGUGACGUUUGUGGCGUUAAAACCGGUGAAAAGUAUGAGUGCUGAUCAGGUAGAAAAAUUAGCUAAAAAUAUGCGAAAAUCGUGCUUGCAAAAAAUCGCAAUAACGGAAGAGUUGGUCGACGGGAUGAGAAGAGGCGAAUUUCCCGAUGAUCACGAUCUUCAAUGCUACACGACGUGCAUCAUGAAGUUAUUACGAACUUUUAAAAAUGGAAACUUCGACUUUGAUAUGAUCGUGAAACAACUGGAAAUCACGAUGCCGCCUGAAGAGGUGGUCAUAGGAAAGGAAAUCGUAGCGGUAUGUCGUAACGAAGAAUAUACCGGCGACGAUUGCCAGAAAACGUAUCAGUACGUGCAAUGCCACUACAAACAGAACCCGGAAAAGUUUUUCUUCCCGUGAGUAAUGGCACGACCAACGAAAGAAUCGAUCGUUUCACCAAUAUUAGCGAAUUGAAUAUUUCCAAUAUCUAAUUAAUCUUGAACAUUCGUAACUUGGAUAUUAGUUUAGAUAUUAAUAUUCAUACAAUUUGAUUUCCCAUACUUAUCGCUAUUAUAUAUUACAUUACAUAUAUAUUGUAUAUUGUACUUUAUCAAUUGACACCGUUGAUAACAAAUAAAUAAACGUUGACGAAAA